Myiozetetes cayanensis is the source of this 2338-nucleotide messenger RNA. Its product is annotated as maestro heat-like repeat-containing protein family member 6. Bases 44 to 2338 code for a protein of 764 amino acids. The transcript has 16 exons. Gene Ontology annotation, cellular component: cytoplasm. Lineage: Eukaryota; Metazoa; Chordata; Aves; Passeriformes; Tyrannidae. The record is from RefSeq and is a predicted model, not a curated record.
UGGGAUUCGACGAAGAAGGACCAGGAUCACAUCAAGUGCGGUCAUGGCACAGCCUGACCCCAUGCCGAGUGAGCUCGAGGCAAAGGCCGAUGUCGGCGCCGUGUCAACCGAUGGCCCAGAAAAGUGUGACGGUGCGGCGACCGAUGAAACAACAAACUCCUACACCGCGGCGCCCGAGCUCACAACAGACUGUGACACUGCGACGACUGAGGGCAUCGCAGACGCUGAGAACACACCCGUUCAGCGCCUGCCCGAUGCUGCCACUCUGGAGAUUGCUGGGGAGAGAGUUGUCUCUGCACAAGAAGCCACGGAGCCAGACAGAGACAUGGAGCAAAGCCCCCCCAGGGUGCCCAAGCUGGCCCGGGUGAAGGAAGGGGAAGAGGAAGAAAGGCCUGGGCCUGUUCCAGAAGAGCAGCCUGGGGAAGUGGAGCAGUUCCAGCCCCUGCAGAAGAAUCCAGGCCAGCACCAGACACAAGAGCAGGACCGUGCCCGUGGCCGCUUCCGCAGGGCAGCACAGAUGGUUUGCGAAUUCACCAGGCGCAUUUGGAGGGAAGAGACCAUUGCCAUGGGCACUGGGGGCAUGGAAAACUCUGCCCUCUCCAAUGCCAAAACCAGUGCUGCCCUGCUGGAUAUGCUGGUGGAGAAUGGUGUCUCCAAUGCCAAGAAAGUGCCGGCCCUGGUGAGAUACAUCCACUGGUGGCUCCUGGCUAAUGGGUCUGCUGAGCGCAGACUAGACAGGAGUCUUCUGCGUCUGGUUGAGGCUCAGCCUGUGGAUGUGGUGGUGACUCUGCUGCGCUCUGCCCCAUCAUGUGACAGAGCUGCUGUGACCAUGUGGAGGACAAUCGUCUCCUCAAGAAGGGCUGCAGAGGCAGUGCUGAACAUACUUGCCAUUGUCCUGGGAAGCUGGCCUUCCUCCAGCAUGCUCACUUCUGAUGGGGAUGAAACGGAGGUCUUUGCCCUGGCUGCAACUGUGGCACUGUGGAAGAUCCUGCAGAUGCUGGUCUGCACACGUGCAGUGAAGACCUGUUUUCCCAAGCUCUUUGUGCAUCUGCUGUUCCAAGUGUUCUUCAGCACAGAGCAUAUGCUGGAGGAGGUUGACACCUUCUGGAGGGAAUGCCAGAAGCAAGGCAGCCUUCCCACCAAGCCCAACAGCUUUGCAGUGCUGACCAUCAAAGCCCUGCUGCGCCGUCUGCGCUGUGAGACCGUUUUGAUGGCAAUGGAACGGAAGCGUGGCUGGGACACACUCCUGAAUGCUGACACCCACCACUAUGCAGUGGGUCUGCUGGCCAGGGAGAUGGGCUGUGCCUGCACACCCUUGUGUUGCAGCACUGUAUGGUGCCUCCUGGAGCUGCUGAGUGAAGAGCUGUGUCCCUGGGACGUCCCUGCCAUGGCCUUCCUUGUGGAGGUCCUGGCCUAUGUGGAUGUGAAUGAGUGUGGCGAAGGCAUCCUGGAGCUCCUUUCAAGGCACCUGUGGAGCGAGUGCCCAGAGAUGCGUCGCCUGGCACUCAGAGGCUUCGUGGUUCUGAGCAGGGACCCUGUGAUGGCCAGUAGAAUCAGCAUCCUGACUGGAAGCCUUGUGCUGCUGUUGGGGGAUGCAUAUCAAGAGGUGGUCAAGAAAGCCAUCACUUUAGUCGGUCUUCUGUUCAUGGAUGAAGAUUUCCAACUACCCAGCCCUACCGCCUUGCAGUUGGCUGAGGCGCUGCAGCCCCUCUUUGAUAAUGAUGACAGCAGUGUGCAGCUCCCCUCCAUACUCGUCUUCAAUGGGGUGCUGAUGAUGAGAAAGAAAGAGGGAGAAAAGCUCCUGAAGGCACAUGUACAGCAGAGCCUGCUUCCACUCUUCUUCCACUGCCAUGAUGAGAACCAGCACGUGGCAGAGGCCUCUUGGGAAACACUCCUUUGUGUGGCUGAGUUCCUGAAGAGGAGAGCUCUCCAGAGGAGGCUGAGGAAGAAGGAGCUGUGGAGGUUCAGCGAGUGCCUGCUGAAAAAUGACAAGAGCAGAGUGGCCGAGUAUGUGCACCAGGCCCUGCCGUACCUGGAGAGCCCACAGGAGCCCAUGCGAGAGGCGGCCCUCAGGUUCAUAGGGAUCGCCGGGAGGUACCUGAGGGGACAGGAGUUGGAGCUGCAGAUCAUCCUUGAUGCCCUUGAAGAUUUGAAGAAUGACAUCAGCCCUGCUAUCUCCUGCCUGGCAGUUCAGACCUGCUGUGUCAUCAAAGCUGCCCAUAGAGCUCCAUCGUCCAGACUCCAGCAGCUCCGAGACUGGCUCUGCAGGGCCUGCAAGACCCAGGCUGCUCUGCGGGGCAGUUUCUGGCUGUGCUGCCAGAGCUCUGGGGAGCAUUGA